AUGAGAAAAUCUAGUUUCUUGUUGUUUCUUCACAUUUCUGUCAUCCUCAUGCUUUGCAUGAGCCUUUCUUCUGGUGCUGUAGAGGAAGAUAGAAAGGUUUACAUUGCAUACUUGGGAUCACUCCCCGAUGGAGACUACAGUCCAUCAUCCCAUCAUUUCAGUAUACUUCAAUCACUUCUUAAACAGAGCUCUGUGGAAAAUUACAUAACCAGAAGUUACAGAAGGAGCUUCAAUGGGUUUGCUGCGAAGCUCACUGAUGAAGAGGCAAAGAAACUUGCAAGCUUUAAAGGAGUGGUUUCGGUUUUUCCGAAUAAAGUUUAUCAACUUCAAACAACAAGAUCAUGAUUCAUGGGAUUCAAUCAAACUGUUAAACGCAAUGCUACAGCUGAGAGCAAUGUAAUUAUCGGUGUCCUCGAUACCGGAAUCUGGCCUGAGUCGGAUAGCUUCAGUGAUGAAGGCUUCGGUCCUCCUCCCAAGAAGUGGAAGGGAUCUUGUAACGGUGGCCUCAACUUCACUUGUAACAAUAAGCUUAUUGGAGCUCGAACUUACGAGACGGAUUCUGCAAGGGAUACAGAGGGUCAUGGAUCGCAUACAGCGUCAACGGCAGCCGGAAACAUCGUAGGCAAUGCUAAUUUCUUUGGACUUGCUGAAGGCACUGCAAGAGGAGGAGUUCCAUCAGCAAGGAUAGCUGCAUAUAAAGUUUGCGGUGCUGACGGGUGUACUGCAGAAAACAUCUUGGGAGGCUUUGAUGAUGCUAUUGCUGAUGGAGUUGAUAUUUUAACAGUUUCAUUAGGAUCGGAUCCAUGAUUUUAUUCGGACCCUGUAGCCGUUGGUGCUUAUCAUGCAGCUGAGAAAGGCAUUCUUGUCAUGCAAUCUGCAGGCAAUAGUGGUGCAUCAGGGCUACAAUCGGUUUCGAGUGUAGCACCAUGGAUACUUUCUGUUGCUGCAAGCACAACUGAUCGUCUUUUCAUCGGCAAUGUUGUUCUUGGAAAUGGGAAGACACUAACCGGAUUUUCAGUAAACUCUUUCAGUCUUAAUGGAACAAAGGUUCCGCUGGUUUAUGGAUUACAAGCAUCAAGUGGGUGCGAUGAGGCCAGUGCUCGGGCAUGCUCUGAUGGUUGCUUGAGCAGUACUCUGGUAGAGAAUAAGAUUGUUGUAUGUGACAACUUCAGAGGUCUAACGGAAGCUCGUCGUUCCGGUGCUUUAGGAUCGAUUCUAGAAACUUUAUUUGAUAAUGUUUCAUUUGUUGUUCCAUUUCCUGCUUCAGCUUUAAGCAUUGAGCACUUUCAUUCAUUCGAGUCCUAUCUGAACUCAACCGAAAAAGCUGUAGCAGAAAUAUUAAAAAGUGAAACAAUUGAAGAUUCUACUGCUCCUGUAGUUGCUGCAUUCUCUUCAAGGGGACCUAGUGUUAUUGUACCAGACAUUCUGAAGCCUGAUAUAAGUGCACCAGGAGUGGAUAUAUUGGCUGCAUUUUCACCAGUUGCUGCACCAUCGUCGACCGGAAUUGAUGAAAGGCAUGUUAAAUACAAUAUAAUGUCGGGAACCUCCAUGUCCUGCCCUCAUGUUGCUGCUCUGGCUGCAUAUGUAAAAACAUUUCACCCUCAUUGGUCUCCCUCUGCCAUCAAAUCUGCUCUUAUGACCACCGCAUCGCCAAUGGAUCCGUCAAAAAAUCCAGACGCCGAAUUCAGUUAUGGAUCCGGACAUGUCAAUCCUGUGAAAGCCAUCAAUCCUGGACUUGUAUACGACAAUGUUGAAGGCGAAAGCUUAAGGUUCCUGUGUAGUCUUGGAUACGAUGAAGAAAAGAUCAGAGCAGUAACAGGAACUAACGUCUCCUGCCCUAAAACCUCUAACAAAGUGCUGCCAAGAGACUUCAAUUAUCCUACACUUUCAGCUCAAGUUAAACCAGGUGAAUCAUUUACAGUCCAUUUCCCAAGAACAGUCACAAAUGUUGGCGUAGCAACAUCUACUUACAAUGCAACAAUCUUUUCCGACUCAAAGCUCGAAAUCGAAGUGAUUCCAAAAAUUCUAUCGUUCGAGUCUUUGACGGAGAAGAAGACAUACAAUGUGACUGUUAAGGGAAAAGCUUUGAGUGAACAAUCAAUGGUAUCUGGAUCGUUGAGAUGGUCAGAUGGAAUUCAUAUGGUUAGAAGUCCAAUUGUUAUUCAUUCGUACGAAGGUUUGUCUAAGGCUGUAUAAAUCUCAUGGCUGAACCGGCAACUCAUAUUAGUU
Hibiscus syriacus is the source of this 2229-nucleotide messenger RNA. Its product is annotated as subtilisin-like protease SBT4.3. Gene Ontology annotation, biological process: proteolysis. Gene Ontology annotation, molecular function: serine-type endopeptidase activity. Lineage: Eukaryota; Viridiplantae; Streptophyta; Magnoliopsida; Malvales; Malvaceae. The record is from RefSeq and is a predicted model, not a curated record.